Molecule: messenger RNA, 6451 nt
Organism: Artibeus jamaicensis (Jamaican fruit-eating bat)
Lineage: Eukaryota; Metazoa; Chordata; Mammalia; Chiroptera; Phyllostomidae
Gene: CCDC186
Product: coiled-coil domain containing 186
Exons: 16
Coding region: 274-2970 (898 amino acids)
Biological process (GO): vesicle cytoskeletal trafficking
Cellular component (GO): trans-Golgi network
Molecular function (GO): small GTPase binding
Source: RefSeq, a predicted model, not a curated record
CCAUCUUUGUUGAUGUGUCAGCUCAGCGGGUCUUUGGGGAAGCUGCGGUGGGAGAGUGCGGUGUCCGCCCUUUUUCCCCACUGCUGCCCCCCCCCGCCCCCCCGCAGCUCCUCACCUGCUGCACCCCACAAUGGAGAACUUGGUCCGUAAGCUGGAGCUCUGCUGGCCGCGUUAGGGGUACGGCGUGAAGCUCGGAGCAGUGGGAUGUAAGGCGAACAUCGGGAACAGAUUUGAAGGAGUGCGGACGGACGCCGUAAAUUGGUGGCAGUCAGCAUGUCAGGGACGGAGCGCACAGCCUCCGCCGCCUCUGAUGAACGAACUGGGGGAGCACCUGCACCGAAGGAAGACGCACGCAGCUCGUUGUCUGGUGACGAAGGCAGCGGCUUAGAAAAUGAGUCCACACUGUCGUCAUUAACCUUCGAUAACACUUCAUGUCGACCCAGUGAACACAACAACCAGAUGGAAGCACAGGAAAAUUAUGUUCCAGAUCGUGGUGGAGGUGAGAAUUCCUGUGGUAAAACGGACGCAUGCCCAGAAAAUUCUGAACAAACAGCUGAUUUUCCAGGUGGAGAUUUUACAAAGCAAAUUUCUAAAACAAAUGAAACUGAACAGACAGUAACUCAAAUACUGGCAGAAUUAACAUCGCCUACAUUUACCGUGGCAGCUGGUCAGAAGACUUACUCAGAAAGUCCCUAUGACACAGACUGCACCAAGAAACUUAUUUCAAAAAUGAGGAAUGUUUCAGCAUCAGAGGAUUUGUUGGAAGAAAUAGAAUCUGAGCUCUUGUCUACAGAUUUUGCAGAGCAUCGAGUGCCAAAUGGAAUGAACAAGGGAGAACACGCAUUAAUUAUGUUUGAAAAGUGUGUGCAAGAUAAGUAUUUGCAACAGGAACACACCAUAAAGAAGUUAAUUAAAGAAAAUAAGAAACAUCAGGAGCUCAUCCUAGACAUAUGUUCAGAAAAAGACAAUUUAAGAGAAGAACUGAAAAAAAGAACAGAAACAGAAAAACAGCAUAUGAGCACAAUUAAACAGUUAGAAUCAAGAAUAGAAGAACUUAAUAAAGAACUUAAAGCUUCCAAAGAUAAAUUAAUAGCUCAAGACAUAGCUUCUAAAAAUGUAGUUCAGCAGUUCCACAAGGAGAUGGCCCAUCGGAUGGAACAGGCCAAUAAGAAAUGCGAAGAGGCUCGCCAGGAAAAAGAAGCAAUGGUAAUGAAGUAUGUAAGAGGUGAGAAAGAAUCUUUAGACCUUCGAAAGGAAAAAGAGGUACUUGAGAGGAAGCUUAGAGAUGCAAACAAAGAAUCGGAGAGAAACACUAAUAAAAUUAAGCAGCUUUCUCAGGAGAAAGGACGGCUGCACCAGCUGUACGAAACAAAGGAAGCUGAAACUACUAGACUCAUCAGAGAAAUAGACAAAUUAAAGGAAGACAUCAAUUCUCAUAUCAUUAAAGUAAAAUGGGCACAAAACAAAUUAAAAGUGGAAAUGGAUUCACACAAGGAAACCAAAGAUAAACUCAAAGAGACAACAACAAAGUUAACCCAAGCAAAGGAAGAAGCAGAUCAGAUUCGAAAAAAUUGUCAGGAUAUGAUAAAAACAUACCAGGAGUCAGAAGAAAUUAAAUCAAAUGAGCUUGAUGCCAAGCUUAGAGUCACAAAAGGAGAGCUUGAAAAACAAAUGCAGGAAAAAUCUGACCAGCUCGAAAUGCAUCACGCCAAAAUAAAGGAACUGGAAGACCUGAAGAGGACAUUUAAGGAGGGCAUGGAUGAGCUACGGACCCUGAGAACAAAGGUGAAAUGUCUAGAAGAUGAACGAUUGAGAACAGAAGAUGAAUUGUCAAAAUAUAAGGAAAUUAUUAAUCGCCAAAAAGCUGAAAUUCAGAACUUACUGGAUAAAGUGAAAAUUGCGGAUCAGUUACAGGAGCAGCAUCAGAGAGGUAAACAAGAAAUUGAAAAUUUGAAGGAAGAAGUGGACAGUCUUAAUUCUUUGAUUAAUGACCUACAAAAAGACAUCGAAGGCAGUAGGAAAAGAGAAUCUGAGCUACUACUGUUUACAGAAAAGCUCACUAGUAAGAAUGCACAACUUCAGUCUGAAUCCAAUUCUUUACAGUCACAAUUCGAUAAACUUGCCUGUAGUGAAAGUCAGUUACAAAGCCAAUGUGAACAAAUGAAGCAGACCAGUGUUAAUUUGGAAAGUAGACUGUUGAAAGAAGAACAACUGCGAAAAGAGGAAGUCCAGACUCUGCAAGCCGAACUCACUGGUAGACGAGCAGAGGCUGAAGCGCUGAGCACCCAGGUCGAAGAACUGAAGGAUGAGUUGGUAACUCAGAGGCGGAAGUACGCCUCCAGUGUCAAGGAUCUUACCAAGCAACUCCAGCAGGCACGAAGAAAAUUAGAUCAGAUGGAGAAUGGAAGCUACGAUAAGGAAGUGAGCAGCAUGGGGAGUCGCUCCAGUUCAUCAGGGUCCAUUAAUGCUCGAAGCAGUGCAGAAGAUCGAUCUCCAGAAAACACCGGGUCAUCAGGAGCCGUGGAUAACUUCCCAGAAGUAGACAAAGCCAUGUUGAUUGAGAGGAUAGUAAGGCUUCAGAAAGCGCAUGCCCGGAAACAUGAAAAGAUAGAAUUUAUGGAGGAUCACAUCAAACAGUUGGUGGAGGAAAUUAGGAAAAAAACAAAAAUAAUUCAGAGUUACAUUUUACGGGAAGAAGCAGGCACCCUUUCUUCGGAGGCCUCUGAUUUUAACAAAGUCCAUUUAAGUAGACGGGGCGGCAUCAUGGCAUCUUUAUAUACGUCCCAUCCAGCUGACAGUGGGUUAACGCUGGAGCUCUCUUUGGAGAUCAACCGAAAAUUACAGGCUGUUUUGGAGGAUACAUUACUAAAAAAUAUCACUUUGAAGGAAAAUUUACAAACACUUGGAACAGAAAUAGAACGCCUUAUUAAACACCAGCAUGAACUAGAACAGCGGAUGAAGAAGACCUAACAAAACUCGCUCAGUGAAGAGACAAGAACUGCACCAGGAGCCGGUGUCCCGCCCAGUACUGUUGGAAUCGCCCCUGCUGUGUGUCAGCCAGUAAACAUUUCAUUGUUCCGUCUGGAUGAAAGUAUCCUUGUACAGUAGGGACACGCUGCGGUGUUAGCUGAGAGUACAGCCUUAACGAAGUUUGUUUUCGUACAGCGACAGCCCAUCAUCGAACCAGAACAACCUAAUUUAAUUUGCUAAUAGUCAUAGGAAGCACUCGACAUUACAAGGGCUUUUGAAAACCCCUUCUUCAUAGUUCUUCCCUUUAAAACAUAUAAUGUGAAAAAUGAUUCAGCUUUUUAAAAUUAUGCAUGAAAGGACCAGGGGUUAAUCUUCCAGUAAUUUGCUAUUUAUCCAACUUAAAAAAAAUACUAAAAAAUAAAAAUUUUUGUUUUCACAUUCCAAUGUAACAUUUGGUUGUGUUUUAGGGAUUGUUGCCAGCAAUCCUUAAAUCUUUUAAUUUUAAUAUAAGCUAGUAGGAAAGCUAGCUUGUGGCGACUAGCAAGGACCAGACAUUGUAUGUACCUUAUCAGGGCUAGGUACAUUUUUUCACAUUUGAAUUGUUUAAUGGUUGAUAUUUUAAAAUCUUCAGUUACAUAAAAUAUGAUUUUAAAUAACAUGCUCAUUUAGAAAAUUCCUGUGGACUUUAGUUAUAUUUUAAAAUGUGAAAUGGAUUAGUUCUUGAAACAGAUGAAUAAUGAAUUUUUUGAAACUGAAAUACUUUAGUUUUACUGAGAUCAAGUGUAAAGAUAAAUUUUUUAAAUAUCUGUGAAGAACCUGCUCUCAAGAGAUGCACCCAUUCUGUGCUGUCGAACGCCCACCCUUUAUCACUGAUGUCAUUACGUGCUCUACUGGAGUGACGUACAGUCCCCAAAUAUGGUGUUUUGGCAUAUUACUUAAAACACAAAGUAACUACAUCUCUGGAACCAAAGGAAUUUUAGAGCCAAAUGUAUGUAUCCUGUUGAGUUUUUACAAUAUUUAUUUAAGAUGUGGCAGCUUUAAUGUUGCCAGUCGUAGUAUCAGUAUUUCUGUGUCAUUGAAUUUUGUCUCACUUCUUAUAAUUCCUCACCUGUUAGAAUUUCUGUGUGUGGUUUUUUUCACAGUUCAUCAUAUGUUUGUCUUAUAGCAAGCCUCACUGUGUUUCAGGGGUUUGCAUUCUCUUUCCCCCUUCAGUAAGCGCUGCAGUGGCGGGUUGAAGGCCUUCAGAGGUUCACGUGGCCGGCGAAGUCGGGCUCACGGUGGCAGCGCCGCUUUGAAGUGUUUCAGCCUCUUUUAAGUCACCAUCAUUUAAAAAGUUAAUUACUAAAGAUUAGAUGAUUUGUUGUAUUUUUUGGUAUAUUGUGUUACAUAUUGUCAUCCAAAAACAAAAUCUUUUUACUUCAAAAUGGAAAUACACGUUUAGAAAUAUUUUAUUUUUGAAAUAGCUGUAAAAAGUAUGUCUUACCACAAUACGUCUUGUCCUUUUAACAAUAGUAAUUUAUCACAAUAAAAUAAGAGGGUUAGUGCAAUCAAAUCUGAAUUAUUUUAUCAUUUGCUUCUAGACAUACAGUUGAUACUCUAAUGAAUAGAGUAGCCAACAUAACUGUUUUUACAGCUUCUUAUGUGAUCCAAAUUCUAACACUACAAGUUUUUUUCUUCUAAGACAAGAUAUCAAUGGAGACCAAACAGUGGUCAGAUCCAGUGUUCUGUGUCUAUAUACUUUUAAAAACAUACGUACACAUUUAGUACAUACAAUAUUGAGCCAUUCCAAUAUUGACAUUUGUACCACCAUUCAUUUGGAGAAGCUUAACAUUGCAACAACUUUACAAGAAGGCUAUUAUAAACCAUAUUUAGACUUAUUACUACCCCCCCCAACAAAUGUAAGAAACUAUGGAAAACUUCUGAAGAAAACACUUUAUUUUUCUUGUGUUCUUUAGUUUCUACUCUAUCCUUUUUAUAUGAAUCAGGACUGAGCAAAAUGUACAGAGAUGCACAUACGUGAGAUCGCUGUCUACGCGGGUUGCGGGCAGCCCUGCUGUGAGGGUUGAGAGGGCCUCCUGCCCUAACGGCGUUGAACACAGGGAGGGAAGAGCCGGGUGUCCGGACGAGGAAAAUGGUCUGGAGAAGCCUCGGCUCUGCGGGAAGAUUUGGUUCAUGUGCUCAUUAUGAAUCAUACACAUCAAAGGCUCUUCUGGUUUCUUUGAGCAGGAAAUGAUUUUUUUUGUAGGUAUGUUUGUCUGUACUUCACCAGGUUUCAUUUUUAAAGUGACUGUGUACUGUGAUCCUCUUUCUCUAUGCCUCUUCAAACUUCAGCCUCUUUUAAGGGGUGAAAGUGGUGUCUUUGAGCAGAAUGAGGAGUUUGAACUUCGGUGUUUUUAACUUCCUUCAUCGCCAUUUAAAACAAUUUAUCUUGAAAUUAAAUUUUGUCAGGCUACCAAUAUGUUAUUUAUUCAUUGCACAAACACAUUGAAAAUCUACUGUUGCCUGGCAUCAUACUGGGUACUGUCAUUGUAUUGGUGGACAGGCCAGACUGAGCAGUUCCUGACCUGGAGCUGAUGGUCUAGCGAAAAUAUUCUGGAGGAAAUGGGGGGGAGGGGCAGCUCUCUGAGCCCCUGCAGCUCACAGCCAGCCCCCCUGGGAAGAGGGUCAAUCCACCUGUGUAAGCAGGUGACCCGAAAGCCUCACUCUGGCACGUAGCUUUGGGAAAUGAAUGCUUACUGAGGCACACUGAGAGCACAUUGCUGUUUUCUUGGUACUUACACACUUUUUCACACUUUCGUUACAGGUUGAUGUUUAAUUACUCCUUGAGAAAAAGGGGGGGGAAUCCAAAGACCAUAAAAUGGCAUUCAGUUUUUGCCAUUUUAGUAAAUAAUUAAUGCCUACGCGAUACUCGUAAAGAUGACCUAAUCAUGCCGUUGUGUGUUUCCAAAUUUUGUUUUGCAGUAUGUUAUUUUCUAUAGAUUUUACAUAUAAAUUAGACCAAUAUUUAUGAUUAAAAGAAAAAAUUAGAAACCAUUAAUAUUGUAAAUGUUACGUAGCUGCCCUGGUGAGAAUGUUUUUAUCAAUCAUGUUGUUCUCCAGUAUGGUUGCUUUGCCUUAUGAAUGUUGACUCCUGUAGCUAAUUUUUUUAAAGAACUUUCUUACUUUAAAACAAUUCUUUUGUGACACUAAGAUUGUUAAUUUUUAACACCAGUUGGUGGCACUAGGAACCUAAAAAUUUGUCAAGGCUGAACAAGAGAAAGUAAAUUGAAAAAGUAUCCAAAUUAUCAAGAAUUUUCAGGAAAAUAAAUGAAAAAUAAAAUAGUAUGUGAAAGUUAUAUUUUUCUUCUGGAAUGAAGUUCUUUCUUAAAAAUGCAAUAUGGCUGUCCAUUUAGACUGAGGAUGAAACUGUUUAUCUUCCAAAGUUCAUAUAUAUAUAUAUAUAUACGUGUGUGCAUUGUACAGAUGAUCUUUAAUUUGAUUA